Molecule: messenger RNA, 5136 nt
Organism: Melitaea cinxia (Glanville fritillary)
Lineage: Eukaryota; Metazoa; Arthropoda; Insecta; Lepidoptera; Nymphalidae
Exons: 13
Coding region: 1-5136 (1711 amino acids)
Biological process (GO): DNA repair; telomere maintenance
Molecular function (GO): DNA helicase activity
Source: RefSeq, a predicted model, not a curated record
AUGGCAAAUAGAGUGGUCGAUAAAAAGCAGGCACUGCUAGCCCGUAAAGAAUCAUUGUUAAAAGAGUUACAGUACUAUGAGAAAAGAAUAGAGGAAGAGCGCAAAACAAAAUCGAACUCAAGUUUUUAUGACGAAGACAGCUCAGACUCGGAGCAGGAGUGCAAUAUUGAUAUUGGUCCUUCCAUCGCCGAGCUCAAGUUACAGCAGAGCAUGUUGAAGACCUGCCUCCACGCUACUCAGGAACUCACUAGUGUACAAGUAUUACAAUCAGAAGUCAAUAUUUUGAUUGAGGAUCCAGUUUUUGAAGGCGAGCCUCCAGUCACAGAAGAGGGUGUGUGGAGAGAUGUCAUAGUCGAGUGCAGAGUUGAUCUCGUGCCUUUCUCAAUGAACUUCUACGCACAUAAACCUAACCGUCUUUUCGCGCCCACUUCGUACAGAAACCUGCAAGUGACAGCGGUGAAGGCGGCUCACGAGAAAGAACUUUCCAAAUCCGUUUUGUCCACUGUGACAACACCCAGCGACGCUAUUGAGGUGUUCCGCAGCUAUGCUGCCGCCCACCGCUCCCGGCGAGCAUCUCUGGCGCGUCUAGCGGAGGCCUACGCCGACUCCCUCUAUAUGGAACCCCUGUCGGAAGGCGGGUACAUGUUGAAAUGUGCGAAUCUUCUCGAAGUAUCGUGGACGCUGCAGAACAAGUGGUCGCCUAUCGCGCCCUUCCACCACAAGAUGAAGUUCGACGUGGAGUAUAUGGAUGAAUCAUACAUCAAGAUAAUCACACAAGCGCACAGACAGCUGUCAGACCCGACCCUCGAAACAGACGAACGGACACUUCUACUGUCAAAGAUAAUAAAAACAUGCUUAGAAGCGCAGAAACCCACGCAGGAACUACACGAAAGCUUCGAUUCCGACAGUUUGAAAGAGAAAAGACAAACUCUAGAAGAAGCGGAAGCACCAAUCAAGGAUAAAGAUAGUGAAAUAAUGGCCCCGCCUAAACAUCCGCCUAAAAAAGUAAAAGCUAAAGGCAAAGAGAAUGCCAAUAAAGACAAUAAACGUCCAAUCAAUACUGAAAAUGAAGAAAAUGUUAAAAGAGCUAGACUAGAUUCAAAUAAAGAUGAUAAAAUUGUUAAUACUAAGAAUAAGGUCAGCAACAAAGUUGUUAAAGAGGACGCUAAAGCUAAGAAAACCAAUUUACGCGUUGAUAAAACUGAUAAAAAUGAUAAUAUAUCUAAGAACAGUACAAGUAAUAAAAUAUCACAUGAUGGUAAUGCUAGAGCUAAGAAAUCUAAUUUGCAGGUUGACAAAGUCGAUAAAAAUGAUAAUUCAUCCAAAAAUAGUAAAGCAACACAAGAGUUUAAUGUUGAUAAUGCUAAAACUAAUAAAAUUAAUUCACCAGUCGACAAAGUUGAUCAAAAUAAUGAUAAAUCAAAACCUACAAACAACAAAUUAUCAAAAGGAGUUAUUGAUAAUAAUGCUAAAGCUAAAAAACAUACAGUUAAUGAUAAAACUAAUAAAAAUGAUAAUACAAGUAAACCUGUGAAUAAAGUUAAUGAUGCAACUUCAAUGAAUAAUUUAAAGGAUGAUAUGAAAUCAACUACUAAAAAAGAUGGAAAAGCAUUACCCGAUCCAAAAAAGUCGAAUAAUGUUGCUAGUUCAAAAAACGAUACCAAAAAACAAUUAGAUAGCAAGACUAAUAAAGUUAAAAAAGCCACAACCGUCAAAAAUAUUGAAAGGAAGUCGAAAGGCUUAAGUAAAAUCACUAAGAAUGUCAUAACUUCGAAGAUUCCUCAGAAGAGAUUGUCAUCUGAAAAAUUUAAGAAGAAUCCCUUGAGAAUAAGCCCGAAAAGACCUCAGUCGAAUUCGAACUCCGUGAACGAUAGCUCAAAGACAUCCAUCAGAAGUAUACAGAAAGUUGUUACUAAUAUACCAAGUUCUCCUUCCAUUGUUUGUCAAUACUGUUCGGCACUGAGAUGGAAAGAUGAGUCAAAAGGUUUAUGUUGUUCAAAUGGUAAGGUAAAAUUAGAUGAAAUAGGUGCUCCACCUGAACCUUUAAAUUCUCUACUUGAUGAAAGUCAUCCAAAGCAUACAGAAUUUAUGCGUCAUAUUCGGCGGUAUAAUAAUGCGUUCCAGAUGACUUCAUUCAAAAGUCAACGAGUAGUUGAAAACGGCUUCAUGCCAACAUUUAAAGUCCAGGGCCAGGUUUACCACCUUGCAGGUAGUCUUCUUCCACAAGUUCCUGACGACCAUAAGUUUUUGCAGAUAUAUUUUAUUUCCGAUCCUGAAGUUCAAGCAACGACUCGAUGUAAUAUUAGUAAUAGUAAUUCAAGAACACCACUUGAUAACUCUAUAGUCAGGUCAUUGCAAAACAUGUUGCAUUUGCAUAAUAGAUACGUACAAUCUUUUAAAACUGCAAUGGAAAGUAUCUCUCUCGAUGUCCCAGAUUACAAUGUAGUAAUUCAUGCCAGCAGGGUACCUGACGGUGAACACCGUGGACGGUAUAAUGCUCCUUCUACCAGUGAAGUAGCAGUUGUCAUUGCUGGACAACAAUUUGACAAAAGGGAUAUCGUUCUUCGAAGCCGCGACGAAAAUCUCCACAAAAUUUCCGAACUACAUCGUUCAUAUGACAGUCUUCAAUAUCCAUUGAUGUUUUGUCGAGGUGAAGACGGAUACACAAUUGAUAUUCCCCAAGUUAAUUCAUGUAUGAAUUAUUAUUGCUAUCGUUUAAUGGAACGCCAUAAUCAUUAUAAUGUUUUACUAAGGUACGGAAUGUUACUGAAUCAAUAUGUUGUAGAUCAGUAUGCUAAACUAGAAUCAGAACGUUUAGCUUUUAUACGAAAUAACCAAACACAAUUACGCGCAGAAAAUUAUAUAAACUUACAGGAUGCUUUACAUUCUAAUGAACACACGACAAACAAUAUUGGGCAGCUGGUAAUAUUACCGUCAUCUUUUACUGGCGGACCAAGAUACUUACACGAAAAAACUCAAGAUGCCAUGACCUAUGUCAGGAAUUACGGGAAACCUGACCUCUUCAUUACUAUGACCUGUAAUCCUAAUUGGAAAGAAAUAAAAGAUAAUCUGCAUUCCACCGCAACACCUCAAGACCGAUAUGACAUUUUAAAUCAAUUACCAGACCAAGACGAAGACCCAACAUUGUAUGACAUCGUGGUAAGGAACAUGAUUCACGGACCCUGUGGAGCUUUAAACCCUAACUCGCCAUGCAUGCAUGAGGGAAAAUGUUCAAAAAAAUUCCCAAAACCAUAUCAGAGUCAAACUUCAACUGGUGAUGAUGGCUAUCCAAAGUAUAGAAGAUUAUCACCAGAGGAAGGAGGACGCAAGGCUACUAUUCGUAAUUACGAAAUUGAUAACAGAUGGGUAGUGCCUUACAAUAAACUAUUAUUAAAAAUUUUCGAGGCGCAUGUUAAUGUAGAACUUUGCAGUUCCGUGAAAUCAAUAAAAUAUGUCACUAAAUACAUCAAUAAAGAAAGUGACCAGGCUACGUUUAGUUUACAUUCUACAAAUGAAGUAGAACAAUUUCAAUCUGGCCGCUACAUUUGUAGUUCUGAAGCACUAUGGCGGAUUAUGUCCUUCAAUAUUCAUGAAAGAGCACCAACUGUCACACACCUCGCUGUUCAUUUAGAAAACGGACAGCGGGUGUAUUUCACUGAAAAUAAUGUAAAUGACAUUGUGAAUAAUCCAAGAGAUACUACUUUAACAGCGUUUUUCAAACUAUGUGCAGAGGACGACUUCGCAAAAACUCUGACCUACGACAAGGUGCCUGCCUAUUAUACCUGGAAUCAAAAUACGAAAAAAUUCCAACGACGAAAGCAGGGGGCGGUAGUUCUCGGGUACCCUGGCGUGAGAAAAACAGAUGCUCUUGGAAGGGUUUACGUGGUACACCCUAAUAAUGCAGAAUGUUUUCAUUUGCGGUUGUUACUCCACGUUAUAAAAGGCCCUACUUCGUUUAGAAGUCUCCGCACUUUUGAAGGUGUAACUUACGACACAUUCCAAGGGGCUUGCAAAGCUAUGGGCCUCCUCGAAGAUGACAGUCACUGGGAGAGUACGCUCUCUGAAGCAGCCAUAUGCUGUUCACCAAAAUCACUUAGGUGCCUUUUUGCCAUUAUGAUAUCGUUCUGCCAAAUCACGGACCCGCAUCUUCUUUGGCAAAACUAUCAGGAAAGUAUGUCCGAAGAUAUACUGCAACGCAGACGACAAGAACUGUCAUCAGAUGAUUUAGAGUACGACCAAAAUAUUUUUGAUGAAGCUUUAAAUGAAUUAAAUAAAGAGGUCGAAUCUCUAUCAGGUAAAAGUAUAAAAGAUUUUGGUUUUAACUUGCCGUUAAAUUCAAAUCUUUAUGCAAUGAACAACAUCGAGGAUUUACGAGAGACUGACUAUGAUUACACCCAACUCUUACAGACAAUUCAAGAUGAACAUCGCUUAAAUCCAGAACAAAAAAUUGUUUACGACCAAAUAUUGUCAUCAGUUAAUAGUAAUGAAGGGAAAAUGUUCUUUCUAGAUGCACCCGGGGGCACGGGUAAAACAUUUAUAAUUAAUUUAUUAUUAGCAAAAGUAAGGUCUGACAGAAAAAUUGCUCUUGCCGUGGCGUCGUCCGGUAUUGCAGCCACACUUUUGAAAGGCGGGCGAACUGCACAUUCCACUUUCAAACUACCUUUAAAAAUUUGCAGUGACGAUGUCUCUAGCGUUUGUAACAUCUCAAAACAGAGUAAAACAGGUAAAUUAAUGCAGGAUUGUAGCUUGAUUAUUUGGGACGAAGCUUCCAUGUCCCAUAAAGCAUCAGUUGAGGCAUUAGACAGGACAAUGCGCGAUUUACGCAACAGAAAUUGCCCAAUGGGUGGCUGCACCGUUUUGUUUUCUGGAGACUUUCGUCAAAUUUUGCCAGUCAUAGCAAGGGGGACUAGAGCUGACGAAGAAAGGGCUAUAUUGGCACCUACUAAUGAACAGGUUGAUAAAAUUAAUCAUUUAAUUAUUUCCAAGUUUGAAGCACCAUCACAGAUAUACUAUUCAGUUGAUACAGUUUUGGAUACCGCAGAGGCAGUACAUUAUCCAACUGAAUUUUUGAAUUCUUUAGUUCCUCCCGGAAUUCCUCCACACAAGACUCUUGAAAAAGCCUGCAGCGAAGCCUAA